AUGCUUAUUCAUAGAUUAUUUCAAAGUCGAUGGUUUUUAGUAUUAUUUGCAUUGAUUCCAUUAAUAUUUUCAAUAAUAAAUUAUUAUAAAAACUCCAAUUCAAUAAAUAAUUUAUUCUCGUUUAAUAAAAAUAAAAAUAUUUUAAUAAAAAUAUUUGAAAUAAAUGAUCGAGAACCAACAUUUAAAUUAGUAACAUAUCAAGGAUAUAAAUUUCCAUUAGAACGAAAUCGUGCACAAACAUUAUUAACAAAUCAAUUAAAACUUCAUCAAACAUGUCAAAAACAUCCAAAUACAACUAUCGUUGAUAUUGGAGCAUCUUUAGGAGAAUUUGGUUUAUAUGCUGCUGCAUGUGGAUGUCAAGUAUUUAUGUUUGAAAUUGAACCUAGAAAAUUUUCAUUUAUUGAAAAGUCAAUUAAAAUUAAUAAAUUUGAGUCGAAUGUUCAUUUAAUAAAAAAAGCUGUUACUGAUUUAAGAGAAAAUAAAAAAAUUUAUUUUAGUAAAAACACAAGCAGUCAAUUAUCUUCUAUUGAUAAUUAUAAUGAGAAUGAUAUUUAUUUUGGUGAAACAAUUAAUUUAAAUAAUUAUUCAUUUCCAUCAUCAAUAUAUUUACUACGAAUUGAUGUGCAAGGUUACGAAUUACAUGUAUUAAGAGCAAGUGAAAAUUUAUUUCGUCAACACCUUGUUCAUCAUCUAAUUUUUGAAUAUACUAAUUGGGGAACAACCAGAAAUGUUCACAAAGAUAUAUUUGGUUAUACUAAAAUAAUUCUUCAUGCAAAAGCAUUUUAUGCGCUUCAUCCAAAUAAACCAAUUAUUUAUGGGCCCUUAAAUGACGAAGAUUUAAAUCAAUUUGAUUCUCAACAUCGUAAAAAACAUUUACAAAGAGAUAUUUAUGCAUCAUUUAAAGAUCAACAAACUAUUACUAAUGCAAUACCUUAUAAUUUUCAUUCCUCUUUUUAA
Rotaria socialis is the source of this 957-nucleotide messenger RNA. The record is from the annotation of a GenBank genome assembly. Lineage: Eukaryota; Metazoa; Rotifera; Eurotatoria; Philodinida; Philodinidae.